AGUUUCUUUACCCCAGUGGAGACAGGCAGAAGCUUGUGUACCUGGCCACCGAGAUAUUUGGGACCCCCCCCCCCCCCCCCCACGCCAGAGCAGCCUCUUCUCAGCUUUUCACCCGACAGGAAGUUGUAGGGCCCAGCGACCUGUCUGGAGACCCUGAACCACCAAGCAGCCUGCAGCCUCUUGCCACAUCUCAGCAGAAAUGGAGAGGCCUCGCUCCUCCCCAGAUGUGGCGCUUUCUCCCUGUCCUCUGGGAAGGCCCAGUGCUGCCUGCUUUGGGUGUGUAUGGUGGAGGGAGAAGGAAGUAAGGCCACAGGUGCCCCCUGCUGCUUCACACAGAACAGGAGUCCUGUCCCAAGCCCAGUUAAGUAGCUAAAGAACUAUCUCAGCCGCAAGAGGGAUGAGGCAAGGGCUGUCAGAGAGGGGUCUGGGCUUUCGAGCUGACAUAGGGACUCCUUUGCUCUGUCUGACCUCUGCCAGGCCCUGCACAGCAUCAAUGGAUCUCAGUGUUAACAAAAUACAAAGAUCUCAACCCCCUUCUAGCUUCUCCUAGCAACAUCUGCGUCCUCAGAAACCUCUGGUCAUUCCCUUUCCCCGCCCCCAGGCUGCCCUGGCACCACAGUGGCUACCAUGCUGGCAUCUCUGGCCCUGGGGCUUGUCAUUCUCCCCAUGGACUUCCUGGUUCCUAGUUUUUUUGCCAGCUCCUCCCCACAGUGCGUGACCUUUCCAAGUCUUCCCUCCCGCUCCCCGCCAGCACCCUCUUUGAGGAGCAAGAACUUAAUCUGUUGACAGAGCUACACCUUUCCGCAGCAGGCUCAGAUCACUCUGCUCCCUGUGACCUUUGCAUUUGCCCUGCCUCCCUUCUCAGGAGCUCUAGUGACAGGGGAGGUUUCAGCUGGGUUCCUCCUGCUAGCUCCUCAGGACAUCCUUGGCUCCACCCCUUUCCUUCUCCCAAGCCUGACCCAGUGGCCAGAGAGUGGCCCAAAGCUGAUCAGGGGUAGGGAAGGGUGCCCAUGUCCCAUGUUGGUGGAUCCUGACAUUCCACGGCCAGCCCUCUGUCAUCUGAUAUAUACGCCUUCUCACAAGGGGACGACAUGCCAACUGCCAAGCAACUAGCUGACAUUGGCUACAAGACUUUCUCCACCUCCAUGAUGCUGCUUACUGUGUAUGGGGGCUACCUCUGCAGUGUUCGAGCCUACCACUUUUUCCAGCGGCGCAGCUCCCGGCGCCAGGCUGCAGAAGAACAGAAGACCUCAGGAGUUCUGUAGAACUGGGGGGCUCUUUUCCUUGACCAGAGGCCGGAGGCAUGCUGUGGAAAGAGCUCACCUACAAUCAUCCAAAUCAAGAGAACCAGGGCCUUAAUGGUUUUCAAGUCCUGCUGGGGAUAAGUGCCCAUGUUUUCUCUGGAACUGCCAGUUUAAGGAGGCUAUCAAAUCGUAACAGGAAUUGGGGCAGGGGGAGGCACAUGCACAGACAUUAAAUAUUUUGUCAUGUG
Messenger RNA from Myotis daubentonii (Daubenton's bat), 1492 nucleotides. It is a transcript of the gene COX14, whose product is annotated as cytochrome c oxidase assembly factor COX14. Lineage: Eukaryota; Metazoa; Chordata; Mammalia; Chiroptera; Vespertilionidae. Gene Ontology annotation, cellular component: mitochondrion. The record is from RefSeq and is a predicted model, not a curated record. Gene Ontology annotation, biological process: mitochondrial respiratory chain complex IV assembly.